Messenger RNA from Annulohypoxylon truncatum, 1077 nucleotides. RefSeq lists its product as uncharacterized. The coding region runs from base 1 to 1077 and encodes 358 amino acids. NCBI's taxonomy places the organism in Eukaryota, Fungi, Ascomycota, Sordariomycetes, Xylariales, Hypoxylaceae. The transcript is spliced from 2 exons. The record is from RefSeq and is a predicted model, not a curated record.
AUGACUCUAGUCAAGCCUUUCUACUUGUUUUCUGCCCUAGCUGGCCUUGGCUUCAUUGCCCAAUGGAUCUUGAUGAUAUUGAAUGGCUCACUUUUUGCUAUGAUCUUGGCUUCGUGGACAAACACAUUCCCGGACGGUUCGGCACUCAAGACCUGGACGGGAUUCUGGCCCAUUGACUUUACUCUCGGUAUCCUCGUUGUGUUCUUCGGGGGCCUUCUCGAUUCAACCGACCUACUCAAUCACGAACCAUUUCUUCUCCUUGCCGAUCUAAUCUUAUCCCUUGCCGUCUGCGGCACAAUGACCUUAGUCGAAGACCGACGGGACAGGAAGAAAGGUCCACUAAGAUUCCCGGCAUUUUGGCAGCUCAUGUGGAACUUCUUCGGUGCAGCUUCCAUUAUGCCCACCUUCUCUCGCUAUUAUGUCAUGAAUCGAUGCGUCAAUAGUCCAGGUCUAUCUCGUGACCAAGCCCAGGCCCUACCCUUCACGGCGCUUUGUAUGUUGGCCAUCUCGAGCGCACUUUUCGCUCCGGCAUUACUAGGUGCUGAGCCCUUCCGAAUCCAGGACAGCGUGAUAGUCUGGUUCCUUGCACCAGUCGCUGUUGGUCCCUUUCAGGACUUAGUGAGCGCUCUCAUCUCACGCAGCAGCUCUGUAUAUAAGGGGUUUGGGAGCCCAAUUUCUGUUGCUUACUCUAUCGUUGGUACAGUCAGCGCGGUUAUCCAUAUCUUUGUUCUUCUUCGGACAUUUCAGAACCCGGAACUUAGCUGGAGUAGGGUCUAUUGGCCAUGCCCUAGUGCUGUUCAGCCUGGCCCAACCCUUAUCCAUGAGUCUGCUCUGCUCUUCAUUCAAUUUGGCCACAUGACUGUGUCUGCAUCCAUACUAGCCAUUGGUGCCUACAUGAUCGGUUCCAAAAAGGCUUUAGCCUCCAGCUCAUUAGCUGAGAGAUUAUGGACUAAUACUCCUGUAUUGAAGCUUAUGGCUGUGGAAGGAAUUUUUGGUCCGGGAGCUGCUUUGGCUUGGCUAAUGUCUACAAGGGAACGAGAAAGAAAUGUUGAUGAUGCUUUGAGUAAAAAGGCCUAA